Messenger RNA from Schistosoma haematobium, 1276 nucleotides. RefSeq lists its product as uncharacterized. Gene Ontology annotation, cellular component: membrane. The record is from RefSeq and is a predicted model, not a curated record. The transcript is spliced from 7 exons. Gene Ontology annotation, molecular function: phosphatidylinositol bisphosphate binding. Lineage: Eukaryota; Metazoa; Platyhelminthes; Trematoda; Strigeidida; Schistosomatidae. Bases 1 to 978 code for a protein of 325 amino acids.
AUGGCUGUCAAAGUCAGCAACAGUCUAUCACCAUUUUAUGUAGAAUUAGCUAAAAAGAAUCUGUCAGAAAAUCCAGCACAUGUCCAAGCACAUUUGACUGCUUUUAAACGAUGGUUAAGCUCAUGUCAACACUUAACAAUACCUCAAGAUGAUGCUUUCUUGCUUGGUUUUCUACGUUAUGCACAUUAUGAUCAUUCGGUUGCACAGAAACGCAUUGAUAAUUUCUGCAGUGUACGUUGUUUAAGUAAACAUGGGAUUACAGAAUGGUAUAAGUAUCCAAAAUUAACUGAUCCGAUUGUAGACGUAUAUCUAGAUGCCGGCAUUUUUGUUCCAUUGGGUAUCGUAGACAGUGGAGUACACAUGUUUAUACUAAGGUUGAAGGCUUGGCAAUCUGAUCGUUUAUCACAAACACAAAUGAGAGCUUUGAAUAAUAUGAAUUUUGAACGUUUUAUUUUCGACGAACAAUGUCAAAUUGGAGGAGUCGGUAUUUUCAUUGAUUUAUCAGGAACAACAGCUAAACAAGUCAGUGAAUGGACUGACCCAAGAACAGCGAAAAGCUCAAUGAAAUUAUUACAGGAAGCUACUCCUGGACGUACUAAACAUCUUAUAUUUUAUAAAGAAUCGAAAGCAUUCGAUAUAGGUUUCAAAAUUUUUGAAUUUUGGUUAAGUGAUAAAAUGCGACAACGAAUUAUAAGAAUUAAAGAUGACACGGAAAAAGCUUUCAAAAAGAUACCUGGUUUGAAACAAAUCAUGCCAGAAGAAUAUGGAGGGUGUAAUGGUCCAGUUAAAGAUUUAAUUGCUUUAGAUAAAAAAAACUUCAAGACAUUUUAUUCAAACGCAUGUUGCCUAAGUUCUAUAAAAGUCGAUGAAUCUAAACGUCCACUUUCCGCUCAGAAUUACAUGCGCGAAUAUAAAGAUAUUGAAGGUACUACAAUGGGUAGUAAAGGCACAUUUAUUUCACUUAAUCCUGAUGAUUAAUGACCUACAAUUGUUGAUUAGUUAACAUUGAAUAAAAGACAAUGAUAUUUUCCAUUUCUCUUUUGCCUACUUCAUUUAUUUUCUUUAAACUUGAUCGAACUAUUCUAAAUCUCUAUAGAGAAGAAUGGCUUCAAUUGAAUUUGUUAUGAUUUUAAAAUACUAUUCACUUCAAAAUAGACUGACAUUAUUGGAGUACAGUUGUUUUAAUAUCUCAGAAACGUUUAUCAACAUUAAACACAAGUAACGAUUUGUACAUGUCAUAAUGAUUAUCUAUUUCUAUCUAAUUAUUGACACCUUC